UUGAGUGAUGACGACAAAAAGAAGUAUGCUUUACUUGAGAUUGAAAAAAUAUUGAAAAGGUCUGGAACUUCUCUCGCCAAAUUUGAUAAUAUGCCUAGACCGCCAAAGACAAGUAGCCACGAUGAAAAUGUUUUGGUGCUAGAUGAACGCAGCUAUGAGCGAUCUGCUUUGUUAGAGACUCUUCGAAGAGAUCUUCCGAAGAUGACAUGCGAGCAAAGAAAGAUAUAUGAGGAGAUUCUUUCUGCUGUUAAUAAAGGAGAUGGUGGAAUGUUUUUUGUGAGUGGUUUUGGUGGAACAGGGAAAACUUUCCUAUGGAAAUUGCUUUCUGCAGCUAUCAGAUCUAGAGGAGAUAUUGUUCUAAACGUGGCUUCAAGCGGCAUUGCAUCACUGUUGUUGCCUGGUGGUCGGACAGCACAUUCCAGAUUCGGCAUUCCUCUAAAUCCAGACGAGUUUUCUUCAUGUACAAUGAAGCAUGGAAGUGACCAAGCUAAUUUAGUGAAAGCAUCAUCACUUAUCAUCUGGGAUGAAGCCCCUAUGAUGAGCAAGCAUUGUUUUGAGGCUUUGGAUAAAAGUUUAUCUGAUAUUGUUCGGAAACACGACACCCAACCAUUCGGUGGAAAGGUUAUCGUGUUUGGUGGUGAUUUUAGGCAGGUUUUGCCUGUUAUAAAUGGUGCUGGUAGAGCUGAAAUAGUUAUGGCCUCACUUAACUCAUCCUAUCUUUGGACGCACUGCAAAGUUCUUAAGCUCUCCAAGAAUAUGAGAUUGCUAUCAGCAGGAUUGUCACCAGCAGAGGCAGAAGAUCUUAAAGAAUUUUCAGAGUGGAUAUUAAAAGUUGGUGAUGGUAAACUUUCAGAGCCUAAUGAUGGUGAGGCAGAGAUAGAAAUUCCCUCUGAAUUUUUGAUUACAGACUGUAAUGAUCCUAUAGAAGCAAUCAGCGAAGAGAUUUAUGGCACAUCAACUUCAUUGCAUGAAAAGAAAGAGGCCAAGUUUUUUCAAGAGAGAGCUAUCCUCUGUCCAACUAACGAGGAUGUAAAUACAGUUAAUGAUUAUAUGUUGGACAAGUUAGAAGGUGAAUUUCGCUAUUUUCAUCUAUUGAUUUUGCUUUCUUUGUAUUUGAGUCUUAUUAUCCAAAUUCUGUUGUUUUCAAUUUCAGGUGAGGAAAAAACUUAUAACAGUGCUGAUAGCAUUGAUCCUGCAGAUACAAGUUCUGUGAACAAUGAAGCUCUUAGUGCGGAUUUUCUAAACACAAUUAAGGUUCCUGGUUUACCAAACCAUAGUCUUAGACUAAAGGUUGGUUGUCCUGUUAUGGUUCUGAGAAACAUAGCUCCUUCUGAUGGCUUAAUGAAUGGGACGAGACUGCAGAUCACUCAGCUAAUGGAUUUUAUGGUUCAAGCUAGGAUUAUAACAGGAGAGAGGAUUGGGGAGAUAGUUGAUAUUCCUAGAUUGCUAAUAACCCCUUCUGACACCAGAUUGCCUUUCAAAAUGAGAAGAAGACAACUGCCUCUUGCUGUGGCUUUCGCAAUCACAAUCAACAAAAGUCAAGGGCAAUCACUAUCUCAAGUAGGUCUUUAUCUACCAAGACCUGUAUUUUCACAUGGUCAGUUAUAUGUUGCUGUUUCUAGAGUGACUUCCAAAAGGGGAUUGAAAAUUCUGAUUUUAGACGAAGAUGGGAAACCACAAAAACAAACUAAGAAUGUGGUUUUCAAAGAAGUUUUCGACAACCUUUAACAAAUGAGGUAAUAAGUUAUGUCUUUUCAUAUUUUUGAUGUCAUAUACAGUUUUUGUUUGGAUGUGAUCUUUAUUUUAAAAUCCAGGAAAUGUGUUUGGACUCGCCCAUUACAUAUAAAAAAAACUAUUUGUUCUUUGCAGAUCUCAGAAGUUCACGUGUUGUAUGGUGGAAGCAUGCUUGUUGGUUCACAAAGUUCUCUAAUAGUUAUGCAAACAACAUUUGUUUUCUUUUCCAACGAAUCUGGAAUGCAAUAAGUUUGUUAUUAUUUUUAUUUAGACAGAUGCAUGAGUUUUUUGGUCUUUAAAACCAUAUCGAAAUAAACCGCAUGUUUUAUAAGAUUAUCAUCAACAUAUACCCUUACCAAGCAACACUCAAGCAAGUCAAAACAAAGCAUAUUGACUAAAGCCAGGGUUCUCUAAUCUAAAACCUUAUUCUACAGUGUCCUACUUCAGAAACCUUACGACUUACUUAGAAGAGAUAAGUAAUUACUAACCGUAUUAUAAAAUGGUGAUCCCCAAUGGUUGUUGUCUUCUUUUUCAUCUUGAUAACUGAUAUUUUGACCUUUCCACGUCCAACAUCAUGCUACAGAUUUAGAACGUUUAAAAUCAGGGCUAAUCUAUGUUCAACAAACCAUGGGACCUCAACAAGAACAAAUUUGUAACUUCCUCUUGAAAAUUUAUUAAAGCAAAUAUCUAACACUUGACCUGAUUUGUCCUGUGUCGUAGUGACAACAUGGAUUCCUCGCAGGAACCAGUGGUAGUAACAGCUUGCAAUAUCAGCAUCAGCCGACUCUCCCUCUUCUUUCAUAAGUUCACUCCAUCUUGAUAAGCUG
Messenger RNA from Brassica napus (rape), 2561 nucleotides. RefSeq names its product ATP-dependent DNA helicase PIF1-like. The transcript has a single exon. Gene Ontology annotation, biological process: telomere maintenance; DNA repair. The record is from RefSeq and is a predicted model, not a curated record. Gene Ontology annotation, molecular function: DNA helicase activity. The coding region runs from base 91 to 1728 and encodes 545 amino acids. Lineage: Eukaryota; Viridiplantae; Streptophyta; Magnoliopsida; Brassicales; Brassicaceae.